AUGUCUACCAACGUCCAACUUUGAUAAGGAUUUCAUAUAUACCCUAAUAUAAAUAGGUAUGUAUGUGUCAUUCACAAACAGUUGGUCUAUAUAAAGAACAGAUAGCGAAAAACAUAAAUUAGUGUUGGAUAAAGCCUUGAGAAAAAUAUCUUAGCAUGAGUUUCAAUAAUAAAGUAGUGUUGGUGACCGGAGCCAGCUCUGGUAUCGGAGCUGCUGCGGCGGAGGCGUUCAGCUCAGAGGGAGCUCAGGUUGUGAUGGUUGGACGCAACGAGACCAAGUUGUCGGCCGUGGCUGCGAAAUGCAACAAAGCGUUCUUCAUACGAGCUGAUGUCGCUAACGAUGAUGACGCGCGAUUUAUCUUGGAUGAGACGAUUAAUCGUUUUGGGAAAUUGGACAUUUUAAUCAAUAACGCCGGAGUUAUAAUCCCAGAAAGCAUUCUUAACGUGAAUGUAUUAAAAUCCUACGAUACAACGAUGGGAAUAAAUUUGCGAGCUAUCGUACAUCUAACGUCUUUGGCUGCGUCACAUUUGAUUGAAACGAAAGGUAGCAUCAUAAACAUAUCCAGUGUUGGCGGGCAGAUGGUGCCGCGACCUGGUUCAGGGUUCUCCAUGUACUAUGUAUCGAAAGCCGCUUUGAAUCAUUUCGGUCUUUGUAUAGCAGCUGAAUUAGCGCCUUAUGGUGUCAGAGUGAACACGAUCAGUCCCGGCCCAGUGAGGACCAACAUUUUUAACGAUCUCAACAUCGACGUAGACAACUUCUGUAACAGCACGGCGCUACAAAGAGUGUCCGAACCAAAGGAGGUAGCGGACUUGAUUUUAUUCCUUUCAAGUGAUAAGGCUAAAGCAAUAACCGGCUCGAACUACGUCAUCGACAACGGUAUUUUUAUUUGCCGUGCCAUGAAGUAAGGCGUGAUCUUGAAAUCAUAUUAUUUAAAUAAAUAUUUUUUAUUAUUAUUCUUUGAAAAUUUCGUUAUAAACAACAUCAACGAGCGCCAUCCAGGUCAUAUUUGUGUGGAUUAAAAUUAAUGUAUCGUUUGUCAGCCAGGUUUAGUCAAAGAACUGGUUUCAGAAAUAAUCUCCUCAGUACUGUUUUUGUUUGUGUUUAAACUUCGUAAGACACGUUUAUCACAUGUGACACUUUUUGUGCGGAAAACAAGAUACAUACAUAAUUUAAUCUAUAAAUAUUUAUUUUAUUUUUACACACUAAAUUUUAUCGUCAUAUCAUAGAACGUCGAAAAGAAUAUUUGCGUCAUUCAUUUUGGGCUGUCCGCCAUUUUGGAGUAAAAAUUAUAUAUGUAACAGUCUGUCAUGUAUUAAAAUGUGUCAAAAUAUAAUAGAAUCAUUCCUUCUGGUUUAUAAACGGACCAUAUAAAUUAUGAUUUUGAGAUUUCUGAUUUCUGACAUGUGAAAUCCAAACGAAAAUUUUAUUUCCCGUAUAUUUAUCAGUCAUUAAACUUUCAGCUUUGUUAUCAGCGAGUCGUUGUGCCACUUACCAACUCAAAUAUUAACAGUUACAAACUCAUUAACUUUAAUCCUUUUAUUAUACAUAUGUUUAUUUUACGAGAAUAAUUCCGUAUGUUCAGGAAGAAUUAAUUUUAGCGUAUUAAAUUACGAUUAUUUGUCUAAUAAAAUUUUAAAUCUUA
Danaus plexippus (monarch butterfly) is the source of this 1642-nucleotide messenger RNA. Its product is annotated as meso-2,3-butanediol dehydrogenase-like. The record is from RefSeq and is a predicted model, not a curated record. Lineage: Eukaryota; Metazoa; Arthropoda; Insecta; Lepidoptera; Nymphalidae. The coding region runs from base 156 to 905 and encodes 249 amino acids. The transcript has a single exon.